Chara braunii is the source of this 3373-nucleotide messenger RNA. The record is from the annotation of a GenBank genome assembly. Lineage: Eukaryota; Viridiplantae; Streptophyta; Charophyceae; Charales; Characeae.
GAUCAGCGAGGGAUCAAGAGUCAGCCAAACUGGAAGGAACCCAAGAAGACGGAAAGGACCUCUCAACUGGAGAAAGCUCGGGGAAAGCUGGGGGAGCAAAAGGGGACCUCAGGAAAACAGGGAAGGGGGAAAUGAUAUGAGAACAAGCGCUCGGAACUCAGCAGGAGCCACCCCUAAAAAGACAAAAGUCUCGGAUGCCAGUCGUAAAUUGGCAGAGAUAGAAAAGCGGACUGCAGAAUUUAAGGCAAGGCUUAUCGAGCAGAUGAUGGCCGAGGAUGAGGAGGACCCCCAGGGCGCAGGGUCAUGUGAGGGACGUAGGAUUGGUCAGGACGAGGCCAGGUAUGAGGAGAAGGAUAAUAGCCACAAAGAAACGCCUAGUAAGAAGGGGAAGGACAAGAAUGACCCCCCGGCGAAGGGGACGGAAAACACUAUGACCCCGCCUGCCAUCGACAGCGGCACUAGCCGACUGCCAGCCACGCCGAAAGUAACAGGGGCGUGCGACGGACUCUGGAGCCUUAGGGAAAUGGUGCUAGGAUGGUUUGACCCAGAAGGAACGCCGAAAACCAAGGAGAAGCAGAGGGAAAGCAAGGAAGGGGAAGGGACCAGUGCAGCUGGAGAAGCAGGUAGCUCCGAAGGUGGUCUCAAGAGGAUAGUCACCACCCUUACCCAGACACUAAACAAGAAUCAGGGAUAUCUCGCAGAUGCAAAGAAGAAACUCACGUUCGAUGGGGCAAACAUUACGGAAUUUCUGAUAGACUAUGAGAACCUAGCAGCCUUACUAAAAUGGACGGAAGAGGAAAAGAUGGAGCACCUAGGGCAGCACGUGUCGCUAAGCUUGGAAAGAGACAUUAUGGUCAUCGUCGCGUCCAGUGGAUCCUGGAAAGAAACCAGGAACGAGAUGAUGAGGAAAUACCUGAAGGCAGAGAAAAUGGCAACAGAGGCCGAAUUAGCAGCAGUCCAGAGAAAAAACUAUGCGACUUACAACGAUUUCCUAAGGGCGUUUACGUUAGUGGCGCUGCGAAUUCCCGGGGUAACGGACCGCAUAAUGAGUAAAUACUUCCUCAGGCAGUUCUCCGAGUUUGAUAAGGAUAAGAUUCUGUCAGCAUACCAGCAGACCAGCAAGUUUGAAUACACAAGGGAUGUGGAUUUCAGUACGGUAACAGAUCUUGCAGAGAAGACAGUGGGAGAGCGCGUAAACUGGAAUUUGCCAGGAGGAAUGCGGCGUGCCGUCAUUCUCCUAAAUAACUUGGAUAUAACUGCCGUAGAAGCAGAGUCGGUAGCUGAGCUUGUCUGGGACCAACCAAGGGGGCGCGGACCCCAGGUCAACUUCAUCCUGGAAAGUAAUGGGCAGGAUAGGGUAAACAUUACUACCCGACGGGCUGGCGCGGAAAAGAAGCUCAUCCGAGACACAGUAAUGGAAGAAGUCGCGGGGGCUAGAGCAGAUCAGGAGGAAGAUGAGGCCGGGGAACAGGAGAAGGUUUAUGGAAAAACGAGGGAAGAGGAACUGGUAGAUAAAGCCACGGCGGCAAAGAAGAAGUUCAGGUACCAGAUCCCGAUUCUGACACUGCCCGAAUUAGAUGACACUCUGAGCAAACUUAUGGGCACCAUGGUGUCGGUAUUCUUCCAGACCAUGCUGCAGGCAAGCCCGAGACUACUCAAAGGUCUCAGGCAGCUAUUGACGUGUAAACGUGUAAAAGUAGAGGAGACUCCGGAACCACAGGAACAAGGACCCGAGGAGGCCAAGGCGCCACAAGGAGUCUCUAACCUCCAAAGCAUUCCAGGGGGCCUGGAAGACUUGGAAAAAGUCUUCGCCGAUAUUCGUUUGAAUCUGCCGGACCGAGAAGGUGGCGAAGUAAUGAGAACACUGCCCGACACUAAACUUAGCUUCCACGCACUGCCUGUAGGAGAACUUAAAGUCCAGGUCGGAACUCACCACACCGAUGCAUUAGUGGAUGGCGGCGCAGAAAUUACCCUCAUACGACGGGAUUUCGCAACGAUCACGGGGUGCACAGUGAACAAGGAGGUAGCAGGGAGUAUCAGGGGAGCGGGCGGAAAAAUUCCCUUCACUGGGUAUGUCACCAAAUGCGCGGUCAGGGCAAGAAUUCGGGAAUCCAUCUGGUCUUUCCAACGGAUGACCGUCAUGGAAGAAAUGAACCAUGACAUAAUCCUUAGGAGACCCUGGUGCGCCAGUGUAGAAAUGAUUGGCAUGCACCUGCAUGAUGGCACGUAUAUGGUAGACAUAGAGGAUCAGGUGACUGGUCGCGGAGAACUCCUCCGACUCCUCGGAACUGGAGGGGUCGCCGACAAGGAAUGCCAGUACCUAGUCAACCAGACCCGGGAAGAGCAGGAUACGGAUCGGAAGGAACAAGAGUUCUUCCUCAUACAGAUGUAUGAGGGCGACUUUAGAGAAAUUGGUUUGCUGCUUGUAGGGAACAAACAGCCCACGGAAGUCGUCUCCAAGGCAAGGGAGGAAGCUGAGAAGUUCAUAACAGACAAUGGGACAGAGUUUGUUAACCAGGAAGUGUUGAGCAGGCUUAAGGUCUUGUGCGUACCUAUUAAGAUCAAGGAACCAUACCACCCUGAGGCAAAUGCACCAGUAGAAAGGGGUCAUCGGACACUGAAGAACACAAUCGCGAAGAUGGCAGCGGACGACUUGGGAAAUUGGUCGCGGUAUCUUAGGCAGACAGUCUUCUCUAAUAAUGUGACACCAAAGAGAACGACGGGGUGUAUUCCGGCAGAACUCUGGUAUAGAAGGGAGAUUGAUUUCCCGGUAGAAGCUCUCGUUCCUACUUGGAACAGGCUAGAUGACCAUCCGCACUUGUCUACAGAAGAGUUAAUCGCCGCACGUUGCCAGCAGGUCGCCAGAAAUGAGGAGGCACUGGAGGAAGUAGUUAACCGCGUGAUGGAUAGCCGGAUGAGGGACAAAGCAAGAUGGGACCAGGUGAAGAAUAUUCGAAAGGAGCCGCUCCAGGUGGGGGAAAAGGUGCUAGUCAGGAACUUGGCACUAGAAAGCACAUGGUCUGGGCAGCUGGGAAAGAGAUUCAAAGGUCCUUACAGGAUCGCGAAGCGGGUGGGAUUGAACACGUUUGAAUUGGAGGAUCUCGAUGGUACUAGCAUAAGGGGACCAUUCACGGGACAAAGGCUGGUCAGAUUCUUCAGCAGGGACCCUGUGGAACAAUGGCUACAAGAGGCUCAUGAUGGGGAAACAGGGGAAUCAGCAGCAUGAAAAACAGACAACUGGUUAUGAUUCUAGACCAUCCUCCUGAGGAAGUGAUUAUGACCAUAGGGGUUGCUCGUUUUGUGUGUCUUAUUCUCUGAGGGAACAUGGGAUGACUGCCUGGGCUGAGUGUGAGGAUAAAACUCUGGGACAAUG